AUGAUAGUAUCGACCCAACCAUCUUACCACCCUCGUGAGUGGAGCAAGGUUAUCGAUUACCACAAUGAUUACUCUGAUGCACUGCAGCAUGGCACCCUCGAUUCGAGAACACAAGAGUUCAAGACUCGUUGCGAGAAGCUUGCCAUCCAUUAUCAACAUCCUUAUAUCGACCCUGUCGUUCAAAUACCCAUAGAGAUGAUGCAUGUGGAAACACUGGGCAAUAUGAAGCGUGAGCUCAUCAUGGUGUUUGGUGGACUAGACACGCAACAGUGGGUGAAAGUACAUCGGAGGUAUAGCUUGCUCAAAGGAUCACUACGUUUGGCCUAUCUUGAAAGUUUCGUCGCCAGAGAGAUCACUCAAUUGUCCAUGUGUAGUCUCUAUCUCCUCCGUGAUCUUAUAUCUGAAGAACAAUACAACUGUUUAAAGACACACACAAGAUACUACUUCACUACAAAUUAUCCGCUUAAGUUUGUCAUUAAGUUUUGA
Molecule: messenger RNA, 486 nt
Organism: Acytostelium subglobosum LB1
Lineage: Eukaryota; Evosea; Eumycetozoa; Acytosteliales; Acytosteliaceae
Exons: 4
Coding region: 1-486 (161 amino acids)
Source: RefSeq, a predicted model, not a curated record